CAGUCCCGGACCUGCUGCAGCCCGAGCUGGGCGAGCGGGAGCGUGGUGGGGAGGGGAGCGGGGCUGACGACCCAGGAGACGGAGCCGCCGCAGCCUCUCCCCACCAGGCGGCCUCGGAUCCCACUGGACACUCUGAGGGCACACCGACCGCGCCUCUAGAGUCACCCCACGCCGAUCCUCCCCUCUUCUCUAGACUUUUUUCCCAUCCUUCUUGCCUUCACCCUUCCCACCCUUCCCUGGGUUCCGGACCGCCGCCCUCACUUCACUCCUGGACCGGCCCUUCUCGGCUCCCCUUUUCCCUAGGGAGAUGCGAUGAGCCGGUGCCCCCGCGUCCUCAUCGCCGUCCCGGGCACGGUGCCCGUCCAGUGCCCGUGGUGGAGAGGGAGCACUCCGCGGCCCCUCCGUGACGCCCCUCCCUUGGGCGCCUCCUCAGCUGGAGUCCCUGGGCCAUGCCCCAGGGGACUCAGGCAGGGGGUGGGCUCUAGAGCGAGAGGGGUGGAGAGGAGAAAGGACGGGGCCUUGGGCGCCUCUGAGAUGCUCCCAAGCACCAGGGAGAGCCGAGCGAGGCGCAGACAACCGGGCGGCAGGCAUGAUGCCCUCGCCUAGUGACUCCAGCCGCUCGCUGACUAGCAGGCCCAGCACCCGGGGCCUUACCCACCUCCGCCUCCACAGACCCUGGCUGCAGGCCCUGCUCACCCUGGGGCUGGCUCAGGUGCUCCUGGGCAUCCUGGUGGUCACCUUCAGCAUGGUGGCCUCCUCCGUCACCACCACCGAGAGCGUCAAGAGGUCCUGCCCGUCUUGGGCUGGAUUCUCGCUGGCGUUUUCCGGGGUGGUUGGCAUUGUGUCCUGGAAGCGGCCGUUCACUCUAGUGAUCUCCUUCUUCUCCUUGCUUUCGGUGCUCUGUGUCAUGCUCAGCAUGGCUGGCUCUGUUCUCUCCUGUAAAAAUGCUCAGCUGGCCCGAGACUUCCGAGAGUGCUCCUUGGACGGAAAGGUCUGUGUGUGCUGCCCCCCUGUUCCUCUUCUCCGGCCCUGUCCAGAGUCAGGGCAGGAACUGAAACUUGCCCCUAACUCUACCUGUGAUGAAGCCCGAGGGGCCCUCAAGAACUUGCUCUUUAGUGUCUGUGGGCUCACCAUUUGUGCCGCCAUAAUCUGUACCCUCUCUGCUAUUGUCUGCUGCAUCCAAAUCUUCUCCCUGGACCUUGUGCACACGCAGCUGGCCCCUGAGCGCUCAGUCUCAGGCCCUCUGGGGCCUCUGGGCUGUGCAUCCUCGCCCCCAGCCCCACUCCUACACACCAUGCUGGACUUGGAGGAAUUUGUACCACCUGUGCCCCCACCACCCUACUAUCCCCCAGAGUACACCUGCAGCUCAGAAACAGAUGCACAGAGCAUUACCUACAAUGGCUCCAUGGACAGCCCGGUGCCCUUGUACCCCACUGAUUGCCCCCCUUCUUAUGAGGCCGUCAUGGGGCUACGAGGAGACAGCCAGGCCACUCUGUUUGAUCCUCAGCUUCACGAUGGCUCCUGUAUCUGCGAGCGAGUGGCCUCCAUUGUUGAUGUGUCCAUGGACAGCGGGUCUCUGGUGCUGUCAGCUAUCGGUGACCUCCCCGGGGGCUCCAGCCCGUCGGAGGACUCGUGCCUGCUGGAGCUGCAGGGCUCCGUACGCUCCGUUGACUACGUGCUCUUCCGCUCUAUUCAGCGUAGCCGCGCCGGCUACUGCCUCAGCCUGGACNACGGACGGGCCGGCCGGGGUCCCCCGACGGGGGACGGCCAGCCCGGCCACGCCUCGCCGGCCCCCUCCCCCCGCCGAGCCCCCGCUCGCCGCUUCAGCGACAGCUCAGGUUCCCUCACCCCACCGGGGCACCGGCCUCCUCACCCAGCUCCCCCACCACCGCUGCUGCUGCUGCCACGGUCCCACAGUGACCCGGGCAUCACCACCUCCAGCGACACCGCUGAUUUCAGGGACCUUUAUACCAAAGUGCUUGAGGAAGAAGCUGCUUCCGUUUCCUCUGCAGACACAGGGCUCUGCUCGGAAGCCUGCCUCUUCCGUCUAGCCCGCUGCCCUUCCCCCAAGUUGCUACGUGCUCGCUCAGCCGAGAAAAGGCGCCCUGUGCCCGCCUUCCGGAAGGUCCCCCUGCCCUCGGGCCCUGCACCUGCUCACUCCCUGGGGGACCUGAAGGGCAGCUGGCCAGGCCGGGGCUUGGUCACUCGUUUCCUCCAGAUGUCCAGGAAGGCCCCGGACCCCAAUGGGAAUGGAGCCCAUGGGCAUAAGCAGGUGCCCCGGAGCCCGUGGGGCCGGCUAGGCCGAGAGAGCCUCCAUCUUCGCAGCUGUGGUGACCUUAGCUCCGGCUCCUCCCUGGGCGCCUCCUGUCUGCCCGGAGGCUGGAGCGUGGUACCCGCCCCCACAGCCUCAGCCUCAAUGGGGGUAGCCGGGAGACUGGGCUCUGACCUGGGCAUCCUGCCACACUGAACAGAUCCAGAUGAACGCUGGGGCCACAGGCACCAGCUAGUUGGGACCAGCACCCCCUUGCACUGGCUGACACAAAAAGAAACCUGCUGAACAUCCCCAAAAGUAUCCCUUUCCUUCCUACCUCUACGGGCUCCUGCUGCUUGCCUCUGCCCCUCUGGCCUGGGAGAGCUUCUGUCCUGUGCUGCAUGGGUAUUCAGGCUGUGGGGGAAGAUGCCCCUGCUUAAAGUACUGGAGGAGGAAAAAUAAAGUCCUGUUCCCUCAGCAUGAGAGUAACUCUCACUGGUUCACCAGGGGCCCUGUGGCCAGGGCAAAGGCACGUCCCAGGUCUUUAAACAUAGGGGGCUGUGUGCCUGUGCCGUAGGGUGGUGAGGCAUGAAGAGUCAGAAAAUCUGGGUGGCCUCUCAGCUCUGCCACCACUAGCUGCAUGACUUUGGGCAAGUUAUUUAACCUGAAUUGCCUAAUCCGUACAACAUUGUGAGGACAAAUGUUUGUAAAGCUCUUAACACACUAAGUAAGCCUUCAAUAAAUUUCAAUUUUCCCUUC
Vicugna pacos (alpaca) is the source of this 3010-nucleotide messenger RNA. The record is from RefSeq and is a predicted model, not a curated record. NCBI's taxonomy places the organism in Eukaryota, Metazoa, Chordata, Mammalia, Artiodactyla, Camelidae.